Xenopus tropicalis (tropical clawed frog) is the source of this 4083-nucleotide messenger RNA. RefSeq names its product EGF containing fibulin extracellular matrix protein 1 (gene efemp1). The transcript is spliced from 11 exons. The coding region runs from base 169 to 1551 and encodes 460 amino acids. NCBI's taxonomy places the organism in Eukaryota, Metazoa, Chordata, Amphibia, Anura, Pipidae. The record is from RefSeq and is a predicted model, not a curated record. Gene Ontology annotation, molecular function: calcium ion binding. Gene Ontology annotation, cellular component: basement membrane.
GCCUGGAGCAGCAGAGCGUUCACUGAGCUCCCUAAGAUUUCCUAAAUAUUUCUACACACUGCUGCUCCCUGCAUAGGCUGCAGCGCAUUCCUGAGUCCCUCACCUGCAAAGAGCAAGAACCUCCUCUGAUUCAUAGCAGGAGCGUAGGCUGAAGCAUUCACAGAAAGCAUGUUGAAGAUUCUGCUUAUCACGACUUUGGUUCAUUUCACUUGUGCACAAGACACAGAAGAGACAAUAACAUACACUCAAUGUACUGAUGGUUAUGAGUGGGACCCAAUGAGACAACAAUGCAAAGAUAUUGAUGAAUGUGAAAUUGUACAUGAUGCAUGUAAGGGUGGAAUGAAAUGUGUUAACCACUUUGGAGGGUAUCUUUGCUUACCAAGAACUGCCCAAAUACUGGUUAAUAAUGGACAAGAUGAUAGCCCUAACACGCCACAGGAGCCUGCUGGCUCUCAACAAAUUAAUGGGCAGAAUACGGCAGUGGAGGUCCAUAACCCCCCUAAUGUUCAACAAGUGGUUCCAAAUGCUCCGCAGCGAAUACAGUGUGCACCUGGCUAUGAACCAACUGCACAAAAUAUGUGCCAAGACAUAGAUGAAUGUGCUGCAGGCACCCACAAUUGCAGAUCUGAUCAAGUAUGCUCCAAUCUGAGAGGUUCUUUCAGUUGCCAGUGUCCCAGAGGACUUCAAAGAAGAGGGGACCAAUGUAUUGACAUUGAUGAGUGUGCAUUAUCGUCAUAUUGUCAUCAUCUUUGUGUUAACACAUUUGGUUCAUACUAUUGCCAGUGUAAUCCUGGGUUUCAGCUUUCAGCCAACAACUAUAGCUGCACAGAUAUCGAUGAGUGCGCUAGUAGUCCAUGUGCGCAGGAAUGUUAUAACAUGGUUGGAUCAUACUUCUGCCAAUGUAACGCCGGAUAUGAGUUGAGCAGAGAUAGAGUUAAUUGUGAAGAUAUUGAUGAAUGCAGAACAUCUAGUUAUUUGUGCCAAUAUCAAUGUGUCAAUGAACCAGGAAGGUUUUCCUGCAUAUGUCCAGAAGGCUAUCAACUUGCUGGAACUCGAACAUGUCAAGAUAUAAAUGAAUGUGAUACUGAUGCUCAUGAUUGUGGAGAAGAUACCAUGUGUUGGAAUUAUUAUGGUGCAUAUCGAUGUUACCCAAGAAACCCUUGCCAAGAGCCAUAUGUUCGCAUGUCUGAAAAUCGGUGUGUCUGCCCUGUUGCAAAUCCUAUUUGCCGAGACCAGCCAUACAGCAUUCUCUAUAAAUACAUGAGCAUUCACUCAAACAGACCAGUUCCUGCUGAUAUCUUCCAAAUUCAGGCUACCAUGAUUUAUUCAAAUACAAUCAACACAUUCAGGAUUAAAUCUGGAAAUGAAAAUCAAGAUUUUUACUUGCGGCAUACAAGUGGAAUCAGUGCAAUGCUCGUUAUGGUGAAACCGUUGACUGGACCAAGAGAAUAUAUUGUUGAUUUGGAAAUGGUGACGGUUAACAGCUUAAUGAAUUAUCGGUCAAGCUCCAUAUUGAGGUUAACAAUAGUAGUGGGACCAUACUCAUUUUAAAUAUGUACUGGGAAUUGCCAAAUACUAUGAUCUAUGGUACAUCACUACUAUAUUAUUUAUACAUUUCAUUGAAACACAUUAAUCUAAGCUCAGAUUAGAAAAAGUAUUGAAAAAAAAGCUAUAAUGUACAAAAAUAUACAUGUUUUUGGCUUUUUUUUCUUAAUUGCGUUCAGCAUUAUAAUAACUGGGCUCUAAUUACAAAAAUAUCAAGUGUAUUAAAACAAUAUCAUAUUUUUAUUAUGUAAAUAGCUUGCCAGUAGGACUACAUUAAUUGAAUUUUCUAAUUUUGUUAUGAUUUUUCUAUACUGUACUUAAUGAACGUAUAGGAGGUUUUUAUAAUACUGAUUUCUCCAUAUUGGACCAGAUUCAGUUCAGUGAGAAAAAGGCUUAUCACAUGAAAAAACUGGAACUGGAUUUGGAGAAAAGUUUUUUCCUCCUUGAAUUGAAUCUUGCCUAUGGGUUUUCUCAUGAUUUCUGAUGAUACAGUUUUUCUCACUGAACUGAAUCUGCCCCAUUAUUUGAUGCAUUUUCAAGUAGCAUAUCUGAAUAUGAAAGAGAAAAGCUUUUAGUCAAUGGCUUCUAAGGUUUCCCAAUCCACUCAACAAAUCCAAGCAAUGUCCAGGGUAUUUGAAUGUAUUGGGUUGGCAUUUCAGCAUGUGUCAAUGUACUUUGCUAUUGUAGUAAGGGUGGUCUGAAGCACAUUGCAUUGUAGGCCUAAUAAAUUUGUAGUUAGAGGAACCCCAACUUAUUAAGAUUACUUUACUCUUCAAUUUAUUUUCAAUGAGGUUUAGAAGCUUGUCUGGGCAGUUGGGGUCUGGCAUCAUAUCCCUUUUAUUUAUACUAUAGGUGCCAGGACACAUAGUAAACACCAUACUGUGGGUCUCUGCACCUACUGGUCAAUACCUACUAGAUAACUCUCUGUGGUUAUAAGAGGGUACCAUUUGCACCGGUUCUGCCAGUGCUGCAAAGUAGUACUGAUAGUGAAUAUUUAUGAAUUAAUUAUCAGUAUCAUGUAAUGCCUAUAAUGUUUUCUGAAAAGCAUAUAUUGAAAGUCCUUCAAAAUAUUUCACAGCUUUUGAUGUUAGACUUAACUGUCUAUCAUUCUGCUGCUUAUGAUCUUGAUCAUAAUAAUAGUUUUUGUAUAAAUACUAAUAAAGGGGUGGUUUACCUUUAACUUAACUGUUAUUAGCAUGUUAUAGAAUGGCCAAUCUCUUCAAUUGUUCUUAAUAUUAUAUUUUAUAGCUUUUGAAUUAUUUGCCUUUCUCUUUUGAAUCUUCCCAGCUUUUAAAUGACCAUUGCUUUUUGAGGCUGCAAUUUUAUUACUUAAAUUUCUAUUGAGACCCUCCCCUAUUCAUAUUCCAGUUUCAUUUAGACCCUAGCAACCACAUAGCUGCUAAAAUUCCAAACUGAAGAGCUAAAUAAUUAAAAAAACACAUAUAAUAAAAAAAGAAGACUAGUUGCAGAUUGUCUCAGAAUAGCACUCUCUAUUACAAAAUUCAAAACCCCAGUUUCUGUUAUGCCUAGCUGAUCUUUUACAGUAACUAUUUAUGUGCAAGUUUUUUAGUAUUUCCUUAUACUAGUUAGUAAACAUUUCCUGAUAUUCAUCUUAGUUAACCUGAUUUUCUGUGCAAACUAACUUCAUUGCUUGUAUUACUUACUACAGGUAUCGGAUGCCUUAUCCGGAAACCCAUUAUCUAGAAAGUUCAAAUUACAGAAAGACCAUCUCCCAUAGACUCAAUUAUAAAACAGUACCUUGUACUUGAUCCCAACUAAGAUAUAAUUAAUCCUUAUUGGAGGCAAAACAAUCCUAUUGGGUUUAAUUACUGUUUAAAUAAUGUUUUUAGCAGACUUUAGGUAGGGGAAUCCGAAAGAUCCCUUAUCCGGAAAACCCCAGGUCUCGAGCAUUCUGGAUAAUGGGUCCCAUACCUGUAUUAUCUCUCUCUCUUUGUUUUUUUUCCUCCUCUGGUUUCUAUUAAUAUUAUGUUGUUAAUAUUGAUACAUUAAUUUCAAUUUAUUGACAAUGUUUGUUUUGUCAUCCUUUUGGAAACCAUACAUUGUAUGUUCAGUUUAUAUUCCCUUUACUUGUUAACCCGUUUUUAAAAAAAACUUUAGUUUUCUUAAAAAUAAAAGAACAAAAAAAAAAAAACUACUAUUUUCUGAUCUAAAAUUUCUAUCCAUAGGAGCUUUAGGAUGCCAAAAGCUGGAUUUUUUUACCAGGGUUUUAAUAUCCUUGUUUUAAUGCAUAGCAAAGAAAAUAUAUUUUCUUAAUGUUAACAGUAAAAUAUAUAUAUAAUUUUUCAACAUUCAAGUACCGUAUUAUUCUGUUAAACAAAAUACCUUAAGCACUACACUCUUUUUAUAACAAAAUAGAGUUUGUUUCAUUACUUUGUAUUAUUUACAGUGUUACUGAGUUUUGUGAAUGAAAAGCAAUUACAUUUUUUUAUGCACUGGUGGGGCAUUGUAAAAUCCAUUGCUGUUUUUACUUUAUUGUACAAAGUUUUUUUAGCAAAAUAAAUGUAAAACUAUAAAGUA